UAAGAAGAAGCAACAUUUUGUAAAUAUAGAAUUUUCGCUACAAAAACCAUUUGGGAACCUGCCCUGCCAUGUCGGACGCCCACUUGGAUGCGCCGCCAUCAGUGCGACUGACCAACGAUGACUUCCGCAAGCUGCUGGCCACGCCCCGAGCUCCGCCUCCUGGGUCUAGUACGAGCAGCACUUCCGGCGGCGGAUCUCUGGCCACCGCGACGUUCGCCACACCUUCUACUCCUGCCUUGGCAGGAUCGAGUGGAGACAAGAAGAAGGGUCAAAGCAGCAGCGAGCGGAACGACCUUCGGCGGAAGAAAAAAAACUUCUACGCGGCGCUGAAGAAGCAGGAGGAUGUGAAGCUCCAGGAGCUGUCUGAGAAGUAUAGGGACAGAGCGCGCGAGCGUCGAGAUGGUGCCAAUCCGGAUUACGUGAACGUAAGCACUCCGGGGCACGGCAGCAGCACGAACGCCUACCGAGCCGUCGCUCCGGAUAUGAAGUCAGGAAUAGACGCUGCCGAACGCCGACGGCGAAUCAUCCAGGAAUCGAAGUUCUUGGGCGGUGACAUCCAGCACACGCAUUUGGUGAAGGGUCUCGAUUACGCCCUGCUGCAGAAGGUGCGCUCGGAGCUGCACUCCAAAGAGGCAGAGGAGGAGGAGAUAGCCGCCGCCGUGGCCAGGGAGAAGCUGGCUGAGGCAGCCGCUGCAGCCGAACAGCUCGAAGCAGAGCGCCGUGAGUCGGAGGACAUCAAUGCCAUCAACGGAGCCCUAGCCCGCAACAUAUACAACCUGAUCCAAGCACGGCGAUCAAAGGAGGUGCCCCGCAAUGAGCUGUUUGCGCCUGGACGUAUGGCCUACGUCAUCGAUCUGGAUGACGAGCUGGGCGAAUCGGACAUCCCAACGACACUGAAACGCUCCAAGUUCGAGGUGCCAGUGGCGCGUGAGGAUGUGGCCACGCUAACCACUAAUGACAUUGUCAUCAACAAACUGUCCCAGAUCCUGAGCUACUUGAGGGCCGGUGGUCGCAACAAAAAGAACAAGAAGCGCGACAAGGACAAGCCGCUUUUCUACGACAAGGAGAUGGAGAAUGCCCGGGGACCGACCAGCGGUGGUGGAGGCAUAAGUAGCAUCACCACCUCGUCUGGCAAUAAGGGCGGAAAAACCGUUCCUCUGGGGGACAAUAUCUACGACGAUAUUGGGGACUACCAGCCAACAGCCUCACGAGGAGAUCGAAACCGUCAGGACGCUGGAAAACCCGCCAACUCAUACUUUGGCGAGGGUCCUCCCGAGGCCGCAGAGGAACCCAUGGUUACCAGUAUACCUCCGCCACCGAAAAUAUCGAAGGCUAUGGCCUCGCGUUUCGCUAACGAACCCGAGGGUUAUGCCGAAUGUUAUCCUGGGCUAGAGGAGAUGAACGACGCCAUCGACGACUCGGAUGACGAGGUUGACUAUACCAAGAUGGAUCUGGGUAACAAAAAGGGACCGAUUGGGCGCUGGGACUUCGACACACAAGAGGAAUACUCAGACUACAUGAGCACCAAGGAGGCCCUGCCAAAAGCCGCCUUUCAGUAUGGCGUCAAGAUGCAGGACGGACGGAAGACGCGCAAGAACAAGACGGAGAAGAACGAGAAGGCCGAGUUGGACAGAGAGUGGCAGAAGAUUCAGACCAUCAUACAAAAGAGGAAGCUGCCCAAGGAUGGCGGGGGUGGUGGCGGUGGUAGCAGCGGUGGAGGAGGCGAUGAACCCGAUUACAAAUCCGCGAAAUACUAGAAUAAUUCUUUAAACCUUAUACUAUAUUUUGCAAUUUCGUAAUUCUGUAAAACAUUAAUUAAUA
Messenger RNA from Drosophila serrata, 1821 nucleotides. It is a transcript of the gene beag, whose product is annotated as IC cytokine homolog beag. The record is from RefSeq and is a predicted model, not a curated record. NCBI's taxonomy places the organism in Eukaryota, Metazoa, Arthropoda, Insecta, Diptera, Drosophilidae.